UUUUUCUUUCCUUUCUUGACUUCUCUCCUUCCUCUUCUCUCUCUUAAAAACUGGUUACUCUCCCUUCUCUCGAAAAGCUCCCAUUUUUAGCUCUUUCAUCAGCUCUCUCUCUCCAUGAUUUCAGCCCCGGUCUUUCUUUUUCACUUUCAACACCAGUAAUACUACUCUUCUUGGCUCUCUCAUAAACCGGUGGCUUUAUCCCUCCUAAGCUCUCUCACAAACCGGCGGCACAGCCUCUUCAAACCGGCAGCCCUCUCACAAACAGUCGGCAUUUUGUUUCUUUUUUUUUUGUAUGGGUGCUUAGCUGCUAAAAAAUAAGGAAUUUCACGAUUUUUUUGCUGUUUAAUGGGAUCCCUUUUUUUUUGGUUCUUCCUCUCUUCGGUCUGAGGCCCUUUUAAGAUCUGGAUUGUCUAAAUUUUUGGACAAUCCAGAGCAUGAUUUCACAAUACUCUGGCAUUGAAGGGGGUUUGGUGGCCGGAGCUGACCACUCCUUUCAUGUUAGCUGUCAAUCCGGGGCAUUAAAUGCCCCGUAAUGAUGGACUGGCGUGUGCUCGGUCCCUUCCCGUUGGCCCUUUUUCUUCUUUUUUAUAUCAUUAUUUUUAUUAAUUUUAAAUUUUUAUAUAUUUUAUUUAUUAUUUAUUAUUAUUUAAAAAAUGUGUCUACAGUUGCUUCCCAAAAUUAAUCCAUUAACAAAAAGAGAAAGACAAGAAUUCAAAUAUAUUUUCUCGAAAUGCUGGACAUAAUAUUUGCCAGAGAUGUGAGUAACUAGUGUGGUUUCCUGGAAAGAUAGACUACUUUGUCUUUCUUUAGUUUGUCAGUCAUAGGUAGGACUGGUCAGCGAAAUACAGCCCCCUUUAGCGAACCUAAUUCACUGUUCAUUGCUUUAUUUUUUCAAGAUAUCUGUAAAGUUUUAUGCUAAAUCUGAUGAAGGAUAAUACAUAUACAUAUAUAUAUAUAUAAGGUCGAACCUCAAGAUUCCUGAAUUUUUCUCUAUAAUUUUUUUUUCGUGCAUGCCUCACUCUUGCUUUCAUAAUAGAAGGUCAGCCGAGACAAUGGUAACGGUAUCUACAAGAAUACUGUUUCUGAUCUUCUUCUAUCCAGGGCUCACAUACCUUGUUACUCUUACCUUUGCCCUUGAUCUUUACUUCCUGUCUAGAUGCAUAAAUUCUACCGGGUACUACACAGCUAAUAGUGCCUACGAACGCGACCUCAGUAGCCUCUUCAACGAAAUCUCCUCAACUACAAAAUUGAACUAUGGGUUUUUUCACAGUCAAUCUGGCGAAGUCAACGUCAUUGCGCUUUGCAGGGGAGAUGUUAAGCUAAAUGUUUGCACUAGUUGUCUCAAUGACACUAUUUCUGAGAUGAAGCAGCGUUGUCCUCGCUACAAAGAGGCCAUUGGAUGGUCUGAGUUUUGUAUGUUGCGCUACUCAAGCAGAAACAUCUCUAAAAGAGUGGAACUUUCUCCUCAAGCUUGUCUACUUAAUACACAGUCUGCAGUGGAAGGUAAUCCGUAUGAGAUACUUGAUGUAUUGAAGGUGUUGUUGGAUUACCUGCGUAGUCGAGCAGCAGCGGGCGGUACUCUUCUCAAGUAUGCAACAAGUAGCUCAUCGCUGGGUGCCCAAUUGUGGUAUGCUCUUGUGCAGUGCACUCCUGAUUUGUCUGAGCAAGACUGCAAUGAUUGUCUAAAAGCGGCGACGGAUGGGAUUACAUCGUGCUGCGUUGGGCAGAGGGGAUGCCGAGUUCUCAAACCCAGCUGUAACUUAAGGUUUGAGUCAUACCCCUUUUUUGAUUCUGGACCAGCUGUUCUGCUCCCGCAAUCACCCUCGACUGAUGCCGCACCUGCUCUUCCGCCCCCGCAAUCACCCCGAUCAAAGAAAGAAGAAAAUAAACAAAAAAAAUCAGUCUGGAUUCCUCUUGGUGCGAGUUUAUCAGCGACUCUUGGGCUAGCUCUCUUUUCUGCAUGUGGUUUCUUCAUAUGGAGGAGGAGAAACAUUCAAGAGGAUAAUGAAAAUAGUCAAGAAGUUCAAUUACUUGACCUGGUACGUGGAAGUAUUCUUGAUGAGCACUCAAGCGAAAAUUUUAAUGGAGAAAAUGUAUCGAGAUCUCAAGAAUUUCCUUCAAUUCAAUUGAAUAUUUUACAUGUUGCGACAAAUAGCUUUUGUGAUGAAAAUAAGCUCGGAGAGGGUGGAUUUGGCCCUGUAUACAAGGGUACACUAGCAGAUGGUAAAGCAAUUGCAGUUAAAAGGCUCUCAAGAACUUCCGGACAAGGGCUGCUUGAGUUUAAGAAUGAAGUCAUGUUAAUUGCCAAAUUACAACAUAGAAAUCUGGUGAGGCUCUUAGGAUGUUGCUUAGAGAAAAACGAAAAGUUGCUGGUAUACGAAUUCAUGCCCAACAGAAGCCUUGAUGUUUUCCUGUUUGAUUCGAGCAUGGCUAUGGAACUGUCUUGGCAAAAACGAUUCAAUAUUAUUAAAGGAGUCGCUCGAGGUAUCUUGUAUUUGCACGAAGAUUCUCGUCUUAGAAUUAUCCACAGAGAUCUUAAAGCGAGUAAUGUUUUACUUGAUCACGAGAUGAAUCCCAAAAUUUCAGAUUUUGGUAUGGCAAGAAUUUUUGGUGGGGAUCAAAAUCAAGCAAAUACAAACAGAGUAGUUGGAACAUAUGGAUACAUGGCACCUGAAUAUGCAAUGGAAGGACUCUUUUCUAUCAAAUCUGAUGUUUUCAGUUUUGGAGUCCUUUUGCUGGAGAUCAUAAGUGGAAAAAGGAAUAAUGGUUUUCAUGUUUCAGAGCGUGGUGAAAGCCUCUUGACUUUUGCAUGGAAACUAUGGUCUAAAGGUCAAGGAAUGGAGCUAAUGGAUCAGCUCCUUGUGCAGUCGUGUGUUGCCGCUGAGGUGCUUAAAUGUAUCCAUAUUGGGCUAUUAUGCGUCCAAGAAGACCCAGCAGACAGACCCAGCAUGUCAUCUGUGGUUGUCAUGUUAGGGAGCGAGACCAUAACACUUCCCCGACCAGCAGAACCUGCGUUUUCUGUUGGACGUGUUGUUGCAGAACCAAUUGAACCCACUUCAAAUGAUAGAAACUGUUCUAUUAAUGAGGUUACAAUUUCAAAAUUGUCACCUCGAUGAUUGAUUAGUGGGUGCAUAUAUAUUCCUUUAUUUCUUCUUCUUUCUUUUUUGGAUAUAUGAAACAAUGGGUGAUUGAUUGCUACACUAUUUCAACAAAA
Messenger RNA from Theobroma umbraticum, 3214 nucleotides. RefSeq names its product cysteine-rich receptor-like protein kinase 15. The record is from RefSeq and is a predicted model, not a curated record. NCBI's taxonomy places the organism in Eukaryota, Viridiplantae, Streptophyta, Magnoliopsida, Malvales, Malvaceae. Gene Ontology annotation, cellular component: plasma membrane. Gene Ontology annotation, biological process: protein phosphorylation. Gene Ontology annotation, molecular function: protein serine/threonine kinase activity; ATP binding.